This is a messenger RNA of Rhipicephalus sanguineus (brown dog tick), 1299 nucleotides long. RefSeq lists its product as uncharacterized. The record is from RefSeq and is a predicted model, not a curated record. The transcript has 10 exons. NCBI's taxonomy places the organism in Eukaryota, Metazoa, Arthropoda, Arachnida, Ixodida, Ixodidae. Gene Ontology annotation, biological process: carbohydrate metabolic process; chitin catabolic process. Gene Ontology annotation, molecular function: chitin binding; chitinase activity. Gene Ontology annotation, cellular component: extracellular region. Bases 1 to 1299 code for a protein of 432 amino acids.
AUGACGCCCGCUGAAGCCGUCCUGGCCGGUGCCGUCUUAUUUCCGGAGAACGAGGAGCCGUGGUACGAGCACACGAUCAGCCUUCCCAAGCAGUACGAAGGUGUCAUGCCUGCGCAACAAAUCGAUGUGGAUGAGCCAACGAUUUCGGCGGCUUCUUACCUGGUGUACGCUUUCCUCAGUGGCUUCCUCGUGCUGCUCGUGCUCGUAGCCAUCAUUGCCUACGUCGUCUCCUACAUGGGAACGAAAGCUUCGGAGUACGUACCGCUGGUGCUAUGCUACUACGACCCCACUAUGAGCACGAAGUACUCGCCUCCCUUCACGAAGACCGACCUGUGCGUCGAUUGCUGCUCGCACCUCGUCUACGACGGGCUCGAAGUCGAUCCGAGUGGCCACAUCAAUGGCAGGCAAAGCUCGGGGCCAGCACCAAGCGACAGCAUAGGGGACUGGUUAUCGCUGAAGCAGACAACGCGCCUGAAACUGCUGGUGGGGUUGCGGCUCAAGAAGACUACCGCACAGUUCGCCACAGUCAAGGAUCAACGGAUAACUCAACUCGUGCAGACGCUACGCGACACCUACGCCGCGGAAAGCGGCUGGGAUGGUGUCGUGAUCACCAGGACGAACGCGGACGUGGCCGCGGAGAUCUUCCUUUACGAGGCACUGCACAAGGACAUCGCCAAAUCGGACUUCCAGAUAAUGGCUCACAUACUGCCAGCCUUGAUUCAAUUCUACGAUUUCCCCUUAAUGGAAAGAUACGUGGACCUCAUCGUAGUAGAAACGCACGAUUUCUCUGCCAAAGGAAAGGCCUUCCCACCGUGCAUGUACGAGUCCGGCGGCUACAUCGAUGCAGUCGACAAGAACCUUGUGGACGUCCUAAACAAUGUCCGCGACCGAGCGGAACAGGCCCUUGCCAAGCUGGUGCCGACCGUGUCGACGGUCGGCAAGAAGUACAACUUCGCAAGCGUCCAGGCAACCAGCCUCGGCGAUCGUGUUGCCAGAGACUUUCCCGAUGACGAACCACUCGUCAGCCUCUGUCAAAAGCUGCGGACAACGGGCACGCCUUGGAAACUAGAUUUCGAGAACAAGACCAAGUGCGACGCGGCUUUCGACGGCGGUGUUGGGUGGAUCGGCUUCGAGAGCGCGAGGUCCGUGAAGCUCAAGACUGAGUUGGUGAAGAAGAAACGGCUCGUGGGGAUCGCCGUGCUCAACGUGGAGCAGGACGACCGGUUAUCCUGCGCGAGCGACAAAUAUCCGUUCCUGCUUGGAGCUGUGUACAGAGACCUGCGCCCGCAAUCCGGCUAG